Molecule: messenger RNA, 2240 nt
Organism: Ylistrum balloti
Lineage: Eukaryota; Metazoa; Mollusca; Bivalvia; Pectinida; Pectinidae
Product: linear primary-alkylsulfatase-like
Exons: 4
Coding region: 1-1743 (580 amino acids)
Biological process (GO): dodecyl sulfate metabolic process
Molecular function (GO): linear primary-alkylsulfatase activity; protein dimerization activity
Source: RefSeq, a predicted model, not a curated record
AUGGAAGAGAAACAGGUAUUGUUUAUGGUAGUGCUGGGUAUUGUCGCCUUGUAUCUAGGUAACCGUAUCCUAGCCGGAACUGGUCACUCAUAUAGAGAGCGGAUUCUCGCACUGGCCGAACCUGACCGUGAUUUGAUCGCUCAUACCAAGGAGUUCGGUGAACCGGAAGUGAUAAAGGUCACCGAAGAUGUGUAUGUUGCCAUUGGUUAUGCAUUAGCCAAUUCCAUUCUGCUGGAGGGUCCAAAUGGCUUAGUCGUUGUGGAUGUCACUGAAAGUACCCAGUCAGGGGCCAAGAUUAUGGCAGCCUUUCGGAACAUCUCGGACAAACCAAUUAAAGCCAUAGUAUAUACACAUAGCCACGCAGAUCACACCAUUGGAGCAUCGUCAUUUAUUGAGGAUGUGAACAAUCCUCCAGAUAUCUGGGCCCACAAGAAGGUUAUACCCCAGAUGAAGAGGGCCUUUUCGACUGUGAAUGCCGCCACUUAUACCAGAUCCAUGAGGCAAUUCGGAGCUUUACUUCCGGAAUCUGUGAAUGCCGGGAUUGGGUUGAAACUUAAGUAUGAUACCAACAGUUUUGGACUUGUCUAUCCAAACAAAUUUGUCUCCAAAGCUGUCACGGACGUCACAAUGGCAGGUAUCCCAGUACAGAUCAUCCAUAUCCCCGGAGAGACAGAUGAUCAAAUCGGAGUCUGGAUCGCUGACAGGAAAAUCUUUUUAUGUGCCGACGAUGUGUACCGAGCAUUUCCGAACUUAUACGCCAUUCGGGGAACCAUGUCCCGUGAUCUCAUGCAAUGGGUGAACUCCUUGGAUAUUAUGAUAGAGUUAGGUCCGGAGUACUUGAUUCCGAGCCACACUCGACCCCUCCAGGGCAAGCGCUACAUCCGGGAGACACUAAUCGCUUAUCGGGACGCAAUUCAGUAUGUGCAUGACCAGACUGUGCGCUACAUUAAUCAGGGAUUCACAAAAGAGGAAAUUGUGGAACUUGUCAAAUUGCCCCCGCGGCUGGCCGCUCAUCCUUUCCUUCAGGAGUUCUACGGCACCGUAGCCUGGUCGGUAAAGGGUGUGUUCACAUCGUACAUCGGCUGGUUUAGUGGGGAUGCAGUUGACCUUACACCAUUCACACGAAAAACCAAAGCCGAGAAAAUGGUUCGUUUAGUGGGCGCAAACAAAUUAUUGGACUCUGCAAAAGCCGCAUAUAAGGAAAAAGACUACCAGUGGGCGCUUGAAUUAUCUUCGCACGUGCUUCAUGUAAAUAAAGACAAUACAGAAGCACGCGACAUAAAAAUAGAUUCUCUGUCGUCACUUGGUGCGCAACAGACGAGUGCAAAUGGUAGAAAUUAUUAUCUGACAUCUGCGUUUGAGGAAGCGUCAGAAAUUGAUUUAAAAAAACAGAGAGAUAUUCUCAGAGUAAACGCCAUGAAAACUUUUCCAGUUACUCAAAUGUUAAAUGCACUUCCUGUCCGAUUCAAACCGGAAGAGUGUUCUUCCAUGUCUGAAAAGCUAUAUUUUGAAUUCACAGACACGAAACAACAUGUUCUAGUUACCAUACGUAAUUCAAUUGCCAUAAUUACCAAUAGUCCUUCUAGCAUUUAUGACGUCAAAGUGUCAUUGACAGAGGCUGUGUUCAAAGAAAUCGUAUCUAGUCGAGCUAGGGCUUUAACGGCCUAUAGUGUUGGAGAACUUGUCGUUGAAGGCGGGCUCAUGAAAUUCAGGAAUAUUAUGGGAUGUUUUGAAAGAGACUGAUGCAAAAUCCAGAACAAACACAUACUCAGCUGCAUGAAAUGUAUCCUAUAAUGUUAAUCUUUGCUUAACGCUAUCUGUGAAAUUUAUUUCCUAAACUAUUCUAACGUUCAUUAUAAAAUUAAUUUUCGCGACACUGUAAUUAGAGAAUUUCAAAUAUGUGACGAAAAUGCUACUGCUUGUAAUUCAUGGUCUAUGUUUGGAGUUUAAACCUCAGGAUCGGACAAAAGGAACUUUAUUGCCAAAACCACUGACGAUGAAACGAACGAGAAAUAAUUUUAUUAAUUGGUUUCGGUACUUCACGUUUCGCGGGAUAUCCACAAGUUUGAAGUAAAAGAAGGAUAUAAUUUCCAACAGAGUUAUCGAACGAACAACAAUCUAUUUUUAGGAAUAUUUCAUUCUAUAGGGAGUGGGUGCUGACCUCGAAAAUGGUGAAAAAUAGAAACCAUGGAAAAUAGUUUUACUUAUCAUUGUAUGAAUGUAUGCGAGUAUAAUUUAUU